ACAUGUAGUUAUGGCAUCUUUUGAAGAUUGUGUUGCAUUUGCUACCAAAUCGAUGGGCUUGGAAUUUUCUUUAAAGGACAAACAACUGGAAACCCUGCGUGCAUUAUUUAUUGGACAUGAUUGUGUCUCAGUUAUGCCAACUGGAUAUGGCAAAAGUGUUAUUUUCCAGUGUCUUCCAUGGCUGUUUCAGCGCAAAAGAGGUCUACAACAUCCAUUAAUUACCCUUGUUGUGAGCCUUUUGACGUCAUUAAUGCAAGACCAAGUGAUGACUCUAUGUGAAAAAGGAAUUAAAGCCUGCUUUUUAAAUUGUGAAGGUAUGUACCCAUGGAACACUUACAUACUUAGAUGUGAAGAAGAAUAUGAUGAUUCAGACGAUGAUCAAGACAAGACAGAUGUCCAUGUACCAUCUUCAACAUCCCUGAUAGAUUUGAAGAGAGGAGAGUAUAAUAUAAUAUAUGCUCACCCCGAAACUCUGCUUAACAACAGAAAGAUUUCAUCAAUGCUGAGAUCAAAAUUAUACCUGCAGAGAGUCUGUGCAGUUGUGAUUGAUGAAGUUCAUACGGUGUCAGACUGGGCCCGGGGGCUGUCAUUUCGUAAAGCAUUUAAAAAGUUGUCUGAGCUGGUAUGUAUUUUUCCAACAUCCGAUACUGUGCAUCUUGCCAUGACAGCAACAGCAAUACCAACAGCUAUUAAAGAACUUGUAGAUGACCUGCAAUUCACAGAUGUUACUAUCAUCACCGUAAAUCCAGAUCGUCCUAAUAUUAAAGUUGAGAUACAGACACGCCUUCCAAACAUCAGAAAAUAUGAAAAACUGGAUGAAUUGCUGCACCCUGUAGCCCAGGAGUUGCGCGACUUGCUUUCUUGUUUUCCUUUAACUAUUGUUUAUAUUAAUCAAUUAGAAGCAUUAGGUUACUGUUAUCAAUACAUUGAGGAUUUUUUAGGUAAAUUUUCUUAUUUUCCAGUCCAUGACCCAAUCCCUGAAAACAGAUUAUUUGCUCAAUUUCAUAAGGUUUAUACGUCUAAAAUGAAAGCUCAUAUAGUUAGUGAAUUACGUAAAGAAAAACCCACAUUAAGAUAAAUAUUUGCUACUGUUGCUCUUGGAAUGGGUUUAAAUGCGCCUGGCAUAUCUCGUGUCAUUCACUUUCAGCCU
This is a messenger RNA of Saccostrea echinata, 1150 nucleotides long. RefSeq names its product ATP-dependent DNA helicase Q1-like. Gene Ontology annotation, cellular component: cytoplasm; chromosome; nucleus. NCBI's taxonomy places the organism in Eukaryota, Metazoa, Mollusca, Bivalvia, Ostreida, Ostreidae. Bases 11 to 1078 code for a protein of 355 amino acids. The transcript has 4 exons. Gene Ontology annotation, biological process: double-strand break repair via homologous recombination. Gene Ontology annotation, molecular function: nucleic acid binding; four-way junction helicase activity; ATP binding. The record is from RefSeq and is a predicted model, not a curated record.